Messenger RNA from Magnolia sinica, 1516 nucleotides. RefSeq names its product DEAD-box ATP-dependent RNA helicase 15-like. Gene Ontology annotation, molecular function: RNA binding; RNA helicase activity. The transcript has 4 exons. The coding region runs from base 964 to 1326 and encodes 120 amino acids. The record is from RefSeq and is a predicted model, not a curated record. Lineage: Eukaryota; Viridiplantae; Streptophyta; Magnoliopsida; Magnoliales; Magnoliaceae.
UGCACUUAAUUGCAUGUGUGGCUGUCAAUGGGUACCUGACGAAUCCAACCCAAUGUUAAUACAUCUGGGUCUCAUUUAUGGGACCCAUUAAGCAAUUGGGAUUGGGAGGUAACCCAUUCACUGCCAUGUUCUCUUUUACCUAGACAUUGUUUGGCAUGUUCUCUUUAUCCCAUCCAAGCUUUUCCUCUUAUUUAUUUUAUCUUUUAUUAACAUCAAUUGUAGAAUCAGAGUCCACCUCAAGGCUUGGGAGGUAACCCAUUCACUGCCAUGUUCUCUUUUACCUAGACGUUGUUUGGCAUGCUAGAGCGCAAUAGGACUACUCUAUACAAAUUGAAGUUCUAAGUGACCUGUAUAUUGUAUUUCGUACUUUUACUAGCACAAAUCUGCCAAAGAUCAGUUCUCAUUUGUAAUGAUUACUCCAUUAUGUUUAAUUCAGAAAAUUCUUGUUCAUUGGAGGGCAAUGUUAGUUUAUUUUGACUUGUUUUUCCAAUACAUGUUUGCUUAUCUAUGAGCUGGAACUUGCAUUGAAGAGUUUGGCAUGAUGUUAAUCCCAAGAGCUUUGCUUGGUUCACAUGAAGUACAUGUGACCACAAAUAUAAAUAUGUUGUAUUCCCAUAUAUGUAUAUAAAAUAAGUGGGCUUGCUGUCAAGCUGAGAACUCUUCACAUUUUUUAAAAAAAUAUACCACCUACUUUUUAUUUACUACUGAAGUUUGCCUGUAGUCUUGUGGCACAUGCAUUGUAAGAAUGCUGGCUAUAUUUGAUAAUUCAAUAAUUUUUAGUUGCAGGGCAUUAAAGAAACGUUGGAGCAUAGUCAAGGAACCACUCCAUAUACUUUUAGCAAUGGAAAAUCAGAUUAUGCUGAAUUUGAGAUUGUAGAUGCACAUCAAAACUUUUCUGCUGAACUAAAGCUAAAGAAUUUUGUAGGUUUCUACUCUAGAUUGAAAGACGAAGCACGAUUUUUCAUGCUUGACCAUCUUGAUGAUCUCAAGCCAAUGGAGAUAUAUGUGGAUGAUGAGGCCAAGUUGACCCUGCAUGGUCUCGUACAACACUGCAUUAAACUGAGUGAGUUGGAGAAAAACCGCAAGUUGAAUGACCUCCUAGAUGCAUCGAAUUUUAAUCAAGUCAUCAUUUUCGUUAAAAGUGUGAGCACAGCAGCUGAGCUGAACAAGGUACUCGUGGAGUGUAAUUUCCCAUCUAUCUGCAUCCAUUCUGGAAUGUCCCAAGAGGAAAGGGGGAGCGUGAGGCGUACUAAUGGGAAAAAAAAAAGUUGCUUUCUUGCCCGUGAAUACUCUACUUUCUCGUUUGUACUUUUGACUGAUAUGUAAUAUUUUUUCCUUAUGCAUUUGUAUUUGUGUUAUGAUGUAUCGCACAUGGAAACAUGUCAUGUAUGGUUUCUAGAUCCACUUGUGGUGGGGCAUAUGGGUGACACAUGUAUAACCCGGAUCACCCUAGUAGUGUGGCACUAUAUUUUUAAAAUUUUUGAAUCAAUGUAAUUCCGCCGUUGAUAGCAAUCAA